GAAAAACGUCAACAGAAAUGUCGUCCUCCCUGUCUGAGGAUGAAUUUCACCGAAUGCAGUUGCAAUUAAUUGAUUUGAGAACAACAAACUAUGAAUUGGAUGGCAAGUGCAAGAAGCUUGAAAGAGAAAACAUUGCUUCAAAUGAGAAAAUUGAAAAUAUAGACAGGCAACUACAGAAUGCAAACAAGGCAAUUCAGAAGAGCAAAAAGGCCAAGGAAGUAGAAGUACUAUUACAAGAAAAUGAUAACUUACAGAGAAAAUUACUGAGUCAGGAAGAUGACUUUAGACUACAGAAUCAAACAUUGAUGCAAGAACUCACUGCUUUGGUGGCAACAAAUGAAGUUCUAGAAAAGGAAUUAAAAGAAGUACAGAGUGCUAAAGAUACAGCUGUCAACACUCAACACAUAGACAACACAGAGCUGGAGGAUGAAAUCAGAAGAUUACAGGCACAAAAUACCGUCUUACAGAAAAAUCUAACAGCUUGCCAGGAUAAGUUUGAUAAAUUACAUGAUCAGCUACACAAAACAGAGUCCUCCACUACUGGUGCUAAAGAGAAUGAGGAAAGUGGUCAGCAGGAAGAAAUCGGUACUGAACCAUCAAUAAGAGCAUUAAAGGUUGAAGAUGAAGUGCAGGUUUCUUCAGAGGAACAUGGGCAUGAAAUUAAUGUGCUCAAAUUACAACUGGACACAGAGCUAGAAGAAAAGAGAAUGCUGCGAGAGAAGUUAUCUACAAUAGAGAAUGAAAACAAAGUAAAAGUGGAUCAUUUACAAGAAGAAUUAGAUAAGACAUCAGAAAAGUUAAAGAAGAAACAAGAAAGCUUCAUCCAUUUACAAGAAGAAAAGGAAAAACUAUUUAAAGAAACAAACCUAAAACUAGAAGAAUCCCAAUCAAGUAGAGACAGAGACAAAAUAUAUUAUACUGACCAAAUAAAUAAACUGCAGCAAGAAAUUCAAAGAAGUAAACAGUCAUUAGAAGAAAGUCAUGACUCAUCAGACCAGACUGUCAAACAUUUACAUAGUAAACUACAAACUCUUCAGCAACAGAUUGAUGCAUCUGACAUUGUAAAUAGUCAGAAAGUCAAAGAAUGUUCUACAAAAUAUGAUCAACAAUUAGAGGAACUACGGAACAAAAAUUCCAAACUGUUACUAGAGAAGGGUGAUCUCGUUACUCAGUUACAGGCCUGUAAAAAUGCUAACCAGGAAACUCUAGACCAGUUAUAUGCUUUACAACAAGAGAGAGAAGGACAUAUACAACAAUGGCAAGAAGUUAAUAAGGUUGCAGAAAAGAGAAAGUCUAUGUUAGAUGAGUUAGCUAAUAAAUACCAGAGAGACAGUGCCAGCCAUCAGGAAAUGUUACGUCUAAUGGAAGAAGAACAAGAAAUAGAAAUCAGAAAUCUACAAGACAAACUAAAUGCUGAACAUAAAAGAGUAAUUGAGUUAGAGAAGAUGAAGUCCCAGUUUGAGGAGAUAAAACAGCAGGUCAGCAGUUUAGAAGAAGCCAAAGGAUGGUUAGAAAGAAGGUUGAAAGAAACUGAGGAUCAGUUUAAUUUGUAUAAAGAACAGAGAGAGGCAGAGAUGACAGAAAUCCUCCAGAAACAUGAUAUAGAAAUAGCUACUUUAGAGGAAAAAUACCAGACAGAGAAAGAAGGUGCAGCAGAAGAUCAUUCUUCUAGAAUAAAGGAAUAUGUUGAAAAAGAAAAGACCCUUCAGACAGAACUAGAUGAUGAAAAACAGAAAGUAGAAAAGCUAAAACAGGAAUUAAAAGAUGGUGUGGAUGAGAAAAAAAUUCAUGAGAAGAAAGGUUUGAAAACAUUAAAAGAUCUGAAAAGGCAGUUACAUGCAGAGAGAAAAAGAGCAGAGAAAUUACAAGAUAAACUUCAGGAAGUGUUAACUGAUACAAAACAUAACAAAAGUGUAGAAGAGUUGCUGAGUUCUGUGGACAGAAAUGAUUCAUUGAUAGAAGAUAGAAGCUCAGUAUCUUCGUGGAAUACAGGAUAUAGUCAAGCCAACACUAGCGUUGUCAGUUCACCUCAGUCACCAGAAAAAUGUGAUCCCUUCCCAUCAACGUCCAAUGAUAUCCAUGAAGAAGAACACAAUGAAUUGUUAAAUAGAUUAGGAAAUUUACAGCAAGCCAAAUGGAACUUGGAAGAAAAGGUUUCACACUUAGAAACAAGUAACUCAGCUAUGGCCGAAGACUUAAUACAGAAAACCAAGAUCAUAGAACAUUAUGUCAGAGAUACUGGAACCAAAAAUGAUGCCAAAAUACAUCAGCCACAAGAUGACAAACUAACAUUGAAAAAAGUUUUAGACCUUGUUAAUAAAACAGAUGAACAAAAUCUUAAAGAUAUGAAUAAAAAAUUACAGAGAAUGUUAGAGGAAACCCUCACCAAAAAUAUGUGUUUAGAACAGAAUCUUGAAGCGAUGUCUUUGGAAGUUGUACGAUUGAGCAAACUACAAACUGUAGAUGCUCAUAAUGAAAAGCUUAAAGAAGAAACAGGUGCUCGUGCAGCAAAAAAAGUCAACACAGAGUCUAAUACAGGUGUCAGUCAUUCCUAUUCAGACAUAUCAGAGGAGAAAAAUAAACUCUCCGAAGCUACAAAUAAACAUGUAAUAAGUAAAGAAUCCUGACACCAACUUAGUCAGCAUACUAGACAUUGAGAUUAUUCACAAGUUAUGUCCAUAUCCUGUUGAUAUAAAAGGACAAAUCAUGCAAAGAAGAAGAGUUUUUUGAGAAAAGAGAGUAUUUGCAUUCACUUGUACAGUGAUUAUUGUUUCUGACUUGAAUUAUCAAUGCAAAGAUGUGAAUAUGUGUGAAAAAGUGUCAUUUUAUGGAAGACAAAUAUCACUUUAAGAAUUUUAGAUUUAAAGAAAAGCCAAAUUUUACGCUCAACAGAUAAAUUAUUUAUACUACAACACUUCAUUUUUUUCUUGUUUUUCUAUUUGAUCGCUUUACUUCAUAUUUCAUUUUAUUACAUUCCAGAGCUGUAUAACACUCAUCAUACUUUAUCAUGUUUUAUAUACUCAAUCUUUGAAAGCUUCUAUUUUCUUGAAAAUGUCACUGCUUUUAGAAAAGUAAAAGUCCCCUGCGUUUGAAAUAUCUAAAACUAUUACAAAUAUAGAUUUAAAGCUUAAAUUGUAUUUAUGAUCUUUAGGUUUUCUUAUAGAUGUAUUUUAGUUAUUCUGCUUGGAAAGCUUAGUAGAACAUUAUCCUUUUAAGUAUUUUCAGAUCAUGUUAUCUGGAAAUGGACUUUUAUUCCUAAUUAUAUGUACUUGUGCAAUAUAAUUUUUUCAUCGACCAUAAAAAAGCAUCAUAGUUUCUAUAUGGUAUCAAUUUGUUUUGUGUGUAGAUUGAUGACCUUGACCUAGUUUUUAUCAGUUAGAUGAUUUAAUUUCUGCAGGAAAGAGGUUAAGUUUGAACUGCUGCCAUCACUUGGUGUCAUCAUUUAAAAUAAAUUAUAUAAAAACCAAUCAUUUCUGAAAUCACUUGGUCAUCAUCUUUAAAGGGUUUGAUUUAAAAGUUAUGUCCAAUGAUACAUUUUAAUCCCUUUAAAUAGAGGAGGAAGAUAUCAAAGGGAUAUUCAAACUUAUAAGUUAAAAAAUGAACUGACAGUGCCGUUGCAAAAAAAAAAAAAGAUGACCAAAAGACCGCAAAUCACAACAUAAAAAACUAAAGAGCAACACUAAUCCCACCAGAAACCAUGGGUAAUCUUAGGUGCUCUGGAAGGGUAAGCAGAUCCUGCUCCACAUGUAGCAUCCAUCGUGUUGCUCAUGUAGGUACAAAUCCAGUGAUAAGUCUAAUUCGGUAGCUCACAUUCAAGGAAAAGAUGACGGAAUUGUUACAACUAUUGAAACAUAUCUGUCCUCAUCAAUAAUGGUAUCAAUAUCUAAUUGAUGAAACCAACCAUUAUCAAACAUUAUCACCACAAUAAUUAAAAAUAAACUGCA
Molecule: messenger RNA, 3944 nt
Organism: Mytilus californianus (California mussel)
Lineage: Eukaryota; Metazoa; Mollusca; Bivalvia; Mytilida; Mytilidae
Product: GRIP1-associated protein 1-like
Exons: 28
Coding region: 18-2627 (869 amino acids)
Biological process (GO): regulation of modification of synaptic structure; neurotransmitter receptor transport, endosome to postsynaptic membrane; regulation of neurotransmitter receptor transport, endosome to postsynaptic membrane
Cellular component (GO): postsynaptic recycling endosome; extrinsic component of postsynaptic early endosome membrane; glutamatergic synapse
Source: RefSeq, a predicted model, not a curated record